Molecule: messenger RNA, 2157 nt
Organism: Stylonychia lemnae
Lineage: Eukaryota; Ciliophora; Spirotrichea; Sporadotrichida; Oxytrichidae
Source: the annotation of a GenBank genome assembly
AUGAGGUAACAUCUAAUGAAUGAAGCAUCCAAUAUCAUUAACCCAGUGAUGGAUGCAGGCAAACUUAGAACAAUCACAUCGGGCUACAAGAGACACUCAAUCAGGAGAUUGAUUAGGCCCCUAGGUAUGGAUUCAGCUACUUUUAAGAGAGGCAUGGAUCUAAGUGGUGGAGUAAGAAAGAACGUCUCUGACUAUUUCUUUAUCUACACUCGACAGGUUCUACCUAAAAUUGAAGAUAGAAUAGAACUUCAACUUUUGGAGAAAUUUAAGGAAAGAAUUGGGAAUAAUAUGGAAAGAAAGGAAGUAACUCAAGCUUAUCUCAACAGAAAAGAUAAUCUAGCAAAGUCAGAAGACAAUAUCGAUAUGAAUCCCCCUGAAAAGCCUAAAGUACUCCCUAUUAAUCUUACUGCGGAUGUUAGAAGAUCUAUUGCAUCAGUUGAGGGAAAUGGUCUUUCUCAUCACACAUUUGAAGAUAUAGGUAGAUAUGUACUUUUUCCUCCAGCUCAUCAAAAGCGUAUGUUCCCAGGAGCAUUCUUCGGUAACUACUAAAAAGAUGAGUUUUAUAGAACAAAUCAUUUUGGAGUGAUGGUAAGAGAGGAGGGAUUGAGAAUCACUAAUGAUUUUUCAAGACUAACACUUCCUCACGAGAGGAAAAUUGACUAUGAAUAAAUUCUUUAAUGUCAAAACUCUGAGGUCAAUGAAGAGGUGAUAAAGGAUGAAUAGAAAUUCGUUGCUAUUUAAUAAGACUUUAGCUUAGAACUCAUAGAAUAUAUAAAUGCUAAGUAAGGUGAGGAGAAAUUUUCAUACUAAAAAUUGUUCCAAUCUCCAGCAGUAUUUGAUUCGUUCGUCUCUAUUCUUAUAAAGGAAUUGAAGAAGAAGCCAAUCAGAUAUCAUCUCUGUGUAAAGGAAGCAAGAAUUAAAGUUAUUGAUCAACUAGCUAAAGCUCUUCACUAGAUAAUGAUUGAAAAGCAACUGAAUCCUCAAAAUAUGACAGAGAUUAUAGACAAUGUCAAAUUAGUGACACUUGACUUAAAUAGAGCUGAUCUUGGAAAGUAUCAUGAAUUGCAGGUCAAUGAAGUGCAUUAAUACAAGCUAUACUUGAGUGGAUAUCACAAGAUUUGCUAUCAACAGUGGAGACCAGAAGAUAUGAGAAGAGUUUCAUUUGAGAAAUUCAAGGGAAACAACUCUGGUUGUCUACUUUGGGGGCCAAGAGGGGUUGGUAAGUCGCAGAUUUUAAGUUACGCCACUGCAUGGGCUCAUGAAAACAAAUGGAUGGUUAUUACUGUCCCUAGAUGCGAAAUGUUCACUGAUGGAACAGAUGAAAUUUUCAGGGCUGAAAAUGGUAUGUAUCUUUAAAAAAACUUGGCCAAAAAUUACCUUUACAACUUUAGAAAGUCAAAUGAACUUCUUUUGAGAACAAUAGAUGUUGAUAUGUCGCUUUAUGGUAAGAUCGACAUGACUGGCUUAAAAGAUGGUGACCCUGAGCCUUUCCCAAGAGUUUGGAAUGAAGAGAGAUAAUAAUGGUCAGAUGAUUGGAAGGAAUUCCUCUAUGAUGCUGAAAUUAAAAUUCUGUAGCAAGAAUAUGAAGACUUGAGAUAUAGAUGUGCAGACAGACUCCCAGAUCCAAAGAAACUUAUUGAUAUUGCUGAUUUCGGAAUUUAAAAUCCAGAAUUAGCAACCAAUUGCUUUAGAGAAAUUCUGGAAUAAAUUUAUCACACUGAUAAAUUCCACACAUUAAUUGCUCUAGACGGCUAUAAUGACUGGUUUAAGCCUUCAGAUUACUAGUCUUUUAGAUAUGAUAACUCACCCAUUUUGAAAGGUCGUAUUCCACCUCAAGACUUCUCUUUAGUUAGAAUGCUAAUGAAAUUUGAUGGACAUAUGAUAAGAAACGGAGUAAAGAUUGCUACUACAACUCACUACAGAUAGUUUAGACAUUUAUGCACUCCAGAGAUGAUAAAUCUCUAACCAACAUAUGCAGCUAAAGUUGAAAAUUUAGCACUUAAUGAUUUCAGAAUGAUGUUGAACUACUAUCAUUUUACUAAAUGGAUGGAUGAUAUCUAUCAAGAACACGAAGUUGAAUCACUUUAUAUGGAGACGUAGGGUAACUGGACUGCUUUUCAUGAAACUUAUAAUAGAUAUCAAAGACUUCACUAUUGA